This is a messenger RNA of Fraxinus pennsylvanica, 327 nucleotides long. Lineage: Eukaryota; Viridiplantae; Streptophyta; Magnoliopsida; Lamiales; Oleaceae. The record is from the annotation of a GenBank genome assembly.
AUGAAGAGAAAAUUUCUAAUUCUUCACCGGUUAAAAACUCCCUCUUCCGUUCAGCCAUUGAUUGCGGUCGUCUCCCUUACAUCGUCUUUUGGGGCCCACCAGACAUUUUUGAUAUAUGUGUUAGGUAGAAAAGGUCAAGUUAUUGGAAGAAAUGUUGUUGGGGCUUUGGUUGCUUCAGGACCGGUUAUUAUCAUUGCGGCCUUGUUCACUAACGUGCCAAUGAAGGAAAACGAGGUGGUCCAGAUGCAAAUACCACAGCAGUUUAGUGGUGGCGGAGGAGGUGUUGGCAACCAAUUUUCUAAUCCAUUUUUAGGGCUUCUUUCUUGA